AUGUCGACUAAAACGACAGAUCUGUCUGUCGUCGCUGAUCGGGAGGCUGCCCUUCAUAAGCAGUGGGAGUCGAUUCAGGCUGUUCUCAAGUCUGUGCGAGAUGAACUUUCACCGGCUAAGGUAGAGACCACGACCACAUGCCAAGAGUUAACUGAGGCACAGGCUGAAGCACACAAAGUUGGGAAAGAGCUGAAGGAUUAUCAGGAAGGCGAGAGCUCUCACCUAGCAGCUUACAAAACCCCCUACCUAGCCUCCAAAGAGUUUGGGUCGAAGAUAGGCAACCUUAUCGACCAAAUGCUUUGCUAUGGUGAUGAUGAUUAUAAUUCUUGUUCUUGGCAAAUUCAUAAGUCUGCCACUGACCAAACAAUGAAAGUGUUGCUCGAUAAUUACGACUCUUUUACAGAAGUUGUAGGUUUAUUAGGAUUCUUGAUUUGCCUGAUUGUGCUUGUAAAAGUCUAUCGCAAGAAGAAGCAUCACCCGAAGAAUAUCAAAAGUGUAGAAACCAUUCUCAAAGACCAUGUAUUGUCAUUGCUUAAAAGAUACAAGUAUUCUGGCGUAAAGGACAUGACCAAAUCAUUCAGCUGCAAACUAGGACAAGGUGGAUAUGGCAUUGUGUAUAAGGAGGCUCUCCGUAAAGGUCACCGAGUUGCGAUGAAGAUCCUAAAUGAAUUCAUCGGAAGAGUUUUUGAAAAUGAGGCAGCGAGCAUUAGUGCAACGUCCCUUGUCAAUGUAGUCGGCUUGGUUGGCUUUUGUUUGCAGGGAUUAAAGAGGGCUCUAGUCUCCAACUUCAUGCUGAAUGGAUCCUUAGAGAGGUUCGUUCUUGCUGACAAACAUGGUGUAACAACAUUGCUUGAUUGCGAGAAGCUAUAUGAUAUCGCAAUGGGCAUCACGCGAGGCCUUGAGUACCUACAUCGAGGGUGCAAAAAUUGA
This is a messenger RNA of Zingiber officinale, 930 nucleotides long. RefSeq names its product LEAF RUST 10 DISEASE-RESISTANCE LOCUS RECEPTOR-LIKE PROTEIN KINASE-like 2.4. The transcript is spliced from 2 exons. The record is from RefSeq and is a predicted model, not a curated record. Bases 1 to 930 code for a protein of 309 amino acids. Gene Ontology annotation, molecular function: protein kinase activity; ATP binding. Gene Ontology annotation, biological process: protein phosphorylation. Lineage: Eukaryota; Viridiplantae; Streptophyta; Magnoliopsida; Zingiberales; Zingiberaceae.